This is a messenger RNA of Plectropomus leopardus (leopard coralgrouper), 416 nucleotides long. Lineage: Eukaryota; Metazoa; Chordata; Actinopteri; Perciformes; Serranidae. The record is from RefSeq and is a predicted model, not a curated record.
CUCUGAUCCAGGUGAAGCUGUGGGCCAUCGACCGCCAGUGUUUCCAGACCAUCAUGAUGAGAACUGGACUCAUCAAACACGCCGAGUACAUGGACUUCCUCAAGAGCGUUCCCACCUUCCAGGGUCUUCCGGAGGAAACUCUCAGUAAACUGGCGGACGUCAUGGAGGAGACGCAUUACGAGGACGGCGAGUACAUCAUCCGACAGGGCGCCAGAGGAGACACCUUCUUCAUCAUCAGCAAAGGAAAGGUGAACGUGACCCAGGAGGAUCCGACCAAUCAGGAGACAACGCACCUCCGAGAGCUCGCCAGGGGAGACUGGUUCGGAGAGAGAGCGCUACAGGGCUGGAAGAAGACGUCGUCCUCAGACUCCUGCAGCGACACUGUGAGACAUGGGUCUGAUAAAUUUGGUCCUUGA